AUGGCCAACUCAUCGUUCCUCUUUAAAGCAUUCCUAGUAGGGUCCCCGGUUUGCAUACUCCUACUUAAUGAAAUAAAAAGAGUGAAGCAUCUGAGAGACGACGAAAAGUUAAACAAAAGCUUGUUUAUAAAAAAUUUCCACAAAAGUAAGAUUAUCAAGAAGGAACAAAAUGGAGAUGAUCACAGGAGGGAACACAAAUUUGAUCAAGCAAAUGGCCUAGAGAAGGGGGAAGAAGAAGAAGCACUGAAUUAUUUUUACGGAAAAGCAUGGGGAUACACCACCGAUUAUGAAAUUGAUUUAAGCUUAAACACAGGUGAUCUAAUUUUUAUAAAACACGACUUAGAAAAUGUAAGUUUAUUUAAAAAGGCUCUUUUAAAAAUGAACAGAUAUGUGCAACAUGGAAGCAACAGCAAUAACAGUGUGGAGGAUUAUGACGAAGUGGGGAUCAUUUUAAAAAAACAUAACAUCAGUUAUGUGUACAUUCAAAAUAUUAUAAAUGGAAAAGACAAAUUAAUGCGCUAUGCUCACUUUCUACAAAAAUAUAAACCCGCCGUUUUAUCUCUCAGAAGAUUUGUAACGGAUGAUGAACACAUAAGAAAGGAGUUACAUAAAAAUAUUUUACAAAGUGUACAGAGACAGGAAGAAACGAAAAUAAGUAGCUCUUCCAUUAUGUUUUAUCUUUUGCGUAAUGUGUGUAAGCAAAGGAUACUCAUACGUCGCCAUGUGAAUGAUUCCCCCCCCAAAAAAGAUUGCCUUUGUAAUGAUACACAUUCCAUGUGUAAGCAAAUAAGCUACAAUAUAGAAAUGAACAAUUUAAUUAAUAUGCUCAUCUUCCGAUCGUUUAAUUUAUUCUUUUAUUUUGUUUCUUACAUUAAUGAACAAUAUUUGAAAAGUAACCCACUUUCCAGUGCACAUAUUCUUUUGCAAAAUGUUUCCUCGGAUAUGCCCAGAGGGGGAAAAGGGCAGUCUUCCAUAAUUGACAAACAGAAUGGUCUACAAGGUUAUGAGUUCCCACUAGAUAAUUCCCUGACGCGAUUUGAAUUUAUCGAAGGGGACUCUGAAGAGCUGAGGUCGGGUGACACCCCUAACCGCAACAAGACAGGUAGCUUUUAUCACCCCCCACGACAAGUCGCCAAACAAAUGGAGAACUUCCUUACACUGCUUCUUGAAAAUGAAUACACACUGAUGGACUCCACGGAGUAUAUGAACAAAGUGCUGCAGAAAGGAAAAAACCACACAACGACCAAUGCUCACAAGGAAGGACAGUUAAACCAUUUUGCACAUAAAAUGAAAAAACAUAUUGAAAAGGUCUCUCUAAUGUUUAAAAAAUUCUCCGUAACAAAUUCUCAUGUUUACGAAAUUUACAAAAAUACCAAUUUGCUGCCUGCCAUAAAAAAUUAUGAUCCUCCCCCUUCUCUCUUUUUAUGUUUAAACAAUUUUUAUAAACCCAUCAACGGGAAGAAUAUACAGCAUGAUACAUUCAACGUGCCCAAACUGACCAACCUAUUUCACGUAAGGCAGGAGGAGACCGAGAAGUUGCAGAGAUAUUUUUACCAGUUCAAUAGAGUCCCCAAGUCGUAG
Molecule: messenger RNA, 1581 nt
Organism: Plasmodium fragile
Lineage: Eukaryota; Apicomplexa; Aconoidasida; Haemosporida; Plasmodiidae
Exons: 1
Coding region: 1-1581 (526 amino acids)
Source: RefSeq, a predicted model, not a curated record